Messenger RNA from Penicillium paradoxum, 873 nucleotides. RefSeq names its product putative polyadenylation factor subunit CstF64. Bases 1 to 873 code for a protein of 290 amino acids. Gene Ontology annotation, molecular function: mRNA binding. Gene Ontology annotation, cellular component: mRNA cleavage and polyadenylation specificity factor complex. Gene Ontology annotation, biological process: mRNA 3'-end processing. NCBI's taxonomy places the organism in Eukaryota, Fungi, Ascomycota, Eurotiomycetes, Eurotiales, Aspergillaceae. The transcript is spliced from 2 exons. The record is from RefSeq and is a predicted model, not a curated record.
AUGGCACCCGAUCGGACUGGGAAGAGUGUAUUCCUGGGGAAUAUUCCCUACAACCUCACUGAGGAACAGGUCAAAGAUAUCCUCAGCACAGCCGGCACCGUGACCAAGUUUCGACUCAUGAUGAACCCAGAGACCGGCAAACCCAAGGGAUAUGGCUUCGCAGAUUUUGCAGACGCUGACGCUGCCGCCUCGGCGGUCCGCAAUCUCAAUGACCACGAAGUAAUGGGGCGCAAAAUCCGUGUCGAUUGGCCUCACAAUAAUGAGAAAGACUCCAUACCCCCGGAUUACUCGCAACAGUCACAAUCAAUGAUGAACCAAGAUCCCAUUCAGCAGCAACAAAUUCCAGGCUCAGCACCGCUGCCCCCUCUUCCACCAGGCGUGGAGCUGCCCCCUCAAAUCGACUGCCCGAAUGCCAUUUCACACACACUCGCAUCCCUCCCCCCAAAUCAGUUGCUCGACGUCCUGACACAAAUGAAGUCUUUGGCGGUUGCAGACCCAGCCCGUGCCACUGAGCUGUUACGCCAAGCACCUCAGCUCGCAUAUGCCGUUUUCCAGGCUCUGCUUCUCAUGAACCUGGUUGAAUACCAACUGCUUGGUUCUAUUGUCGAACAGGCUGCUCAACCUCCUCAAGUCUCUCAACCCCCUCAACAAUUCCAGCAAUAUGGUGUUCCUGCCCAAAUCUCUACCCCUCCCGUCACCGGCACUCCUUUCGCCCCUCCGCCAGCUCAAUCUGCUGCCCCGAUGCACGGCCAGGAAGAACUACUUCAACAAGUCCUUAGCAUGCCCCAGGCUGCUAUUGAUGCCUUACCUCCUAUGGAAAGGAGUCAAAUUAUGCUUCUAAGACAGCAACUUAUGCAAAGUGGCAUGCGGUAG